AUGUCAAGUGCUCAUAGAACAACAGUACGACGGGGUUCAAAUCCCAUAUCGAGACGUGCUUCAUCAUCAACCUUCAAAUUUCAGGAGUGUGAUGGCGGCGAUAAUAACAGUACUGUAGGGAACUCUGAGGCUGGUAGUAGCAGUGGAGAGGACUCUUUUUGUCAAACAGAAAUGGGAGAUACGCUUUACUUUGAGCCUAGAAAAGUUUAUAAGCGGGGGAAUAGAUCACAAGUUCGUUCCUCGCUAGUUAGGGUUUAUUCGGAGAACGAGAAGGGAAACUUUGACCAUGCAACAGGCACACGUCUUUUCGAUGAUAUGAAACAUAGACCGGUUCCUAGCUUGAGUAAAAUUGGCUCAUCAAAAAACUGCGGCACCUCGAUGAGACACCCGAGAAGGUAUUCUAUGAAUGAGAACAAGGAAGUCGCCAAGAAAAGGAGCGCUGUUGACAUGCAAGAUGAAUAUAUCCCAGAGUUUGAUUUUGCAGAUGUUGUAAAUAAAUGGCAGAUGGAGGAUGACGAAAACACUUAUGGAGAGAGGAAGAAUAGCAGAGACUAUUUACCGAGGGUUCAAACAAGAGAUACGAGUGUGUUUCCAUCAAAGUUCAUGACCGAUGUAUUACGUAACGAGGACUGGAAUGCGUUUCGCGGCAAUAAUAGUGAAAGCGCCAGUCCAAAUAGCUCGUAUAUCCUGGACUCUUCACACGCCCAAGUGGACCCUAUACCUCUACCGAACCGCCCUGGCACAAUACCGCUCACCGAUGAUAUGAAUGGAAACAUUGUGGGAUCCUUAAGCGAUGAGAAUGCAAAUACGAGUAACAAUAGUAAUAAUAAUCACAACGCUCAGUUGACAAAUCCCUUCCGCAGAUACGGAUCUUCAAAGGUGACAGUCACCGAAUCCUUCAAUUCUACGUCUUCAGGAUCGACUCAAUUUCCUGAUAAUUCUAUUUCCGUUAUCAGUGAAUUAAGCAUGUCAGCUGAGGAAGUGAACGAUUUAAUAGAGAAAUUACCUCGAGAUUUUCUAUUCAUGCCUUAUUCGUCAAGAAAAAAGUUCAUCGUUGAGGCAGUGCCUAACAAAGACUACAAGCUGAUCAUGUCUCUCAUCAAAAAGUUCUUAUUGAGAUCUUCGAAAAGUAGCUCUUCAAUUGGAAAACCUUCCACAAAUGGCCCACCUAAUGGUCCCCGAUCCAGACAUAGUUCUGUAGCCUCUCAGUAUUUGAGUUCAUUUUCACCAGCAUACGUCUCUUCUGUUGCUAGCAUGCAUAGUUUACGACCGGAUGACAAAGGUAUGGAAAUAUUAGGUCACAGACUGGGUAAAGUUAUAGGAUUCGGUGCUUGGGGUAUGAUUAGGGAAUGCUUUGACACACAGAGUGGGGCUGUCAGGGCUAUGAAAAUCGUAAGAUUCAGAAAUAACAUCAAAGUAAAAAAACUUGUUAUUAGAGAAGUAAACAUAUGGCAGGAACUGAAAAAUGAUAAUAUAUUACGAUUGCUCAAAUGGAAAAUGGAUGAAGAUUAUGCAAUGUAUUGCUUAAGUGAGAAGAUCAGUGAUGGUACUUUAUAUGAUUUGGUAAUUUCGUGGGGAGAGUACACCAACUCAAAAAUAAGUUUGAGGGAUAGAUGUAUAGCAACGAUACGGCUGUCGUUACAGGUAAUAGCAGCACUUAAGUAUAUGCAUUCCAAAUCAAUUGUUCACGGUGACGUUAAGCUGGAAAAUUGUUUGAUAGACAAAAGCUCAAACGAUAUUGCGUGGAGAGUUUUAGUUUGUGAUUUUGGCAUGGGAUGCCAUUUUGGGCAUCCUGGUUCCAAAAGUGCUGAUGAAUGGAAAUUUCUGGCGAUGCAUUCCAACGAGGACAUAAUUUCUACAAAUAGACCCGAGGGUACGGAGUUCAUUUCACACUUAGAUCGGCAAAAUACGUCUAUCAGCAAAAGGCCUUCUAUUUCAAAAUCCCAAUCGAAUCUGAAUAUUCACAAUAAUGGCUCUGUAAGCAAGCGAUCAACUGAUUCUCUGAAGAGUGCUCGGAACAGGAAAUCUCUCGCUCUGACGACAUAUGGGGUAAGCUCGGUACCGAGACAUUAUGGACCUUCGUUGACGAGCACUAGAAUUGGGAACUCUAGUACACCGUCGUUACAAGAUACGAGAAUAACAUCAUUUUCCUUUUCCAAGUUGUCGCCAACAAUGGAUAUGACAUCACCUAACAAGAAUAAAGAUAAAGAUAACAAAAAUAUAGGGCCGGAUCCUAAUUCCCAUAUUGGUUCAUUGCCAUAUGCAGCACCUGAAUUGCUAGAGCCGUCGCCGCCACCUUUGGGUCCCUCUGCAGACAUAUGGGCGCUUGGAGUCAUGCUUUUUACAAUGCUAACGGGAAAGCUACCAUUUAAGCACGAAUAUGAACCAAGAUUGAGAGCUAUGAUUGCUGCGGGGAAGUAUGAUAAAAACUUCUUGGCUGCAGUAUGUUUUGAUGCCUCAGGUAGAAAAAAGAUAAAAUUUCAACGCACAUAUGAUGCUAUUCAAGGAUGUCUCAUGGUCGAUAUGUCGAAGCGGUGGGACUUAAACACUGUACAAUUGGCCCUAGAAGAUGACCUCAUCAGAAUUUAG
Zygotorulaspora mrakii is the source of this 2589-nucleotide messenger RNA. RefSeq names its product protein kinase NNK1 (gene NNK1). Bases 1 to 2589 code for a protein of 862 amino acids. Gene Ontology annotation, biological process: protein phosphorylation; intracellular signal transduction. The transcript has a single exon. The record is from RefSeq and is a predicted model, not a curated record. Lineage: Eukaryota; Fungi; Ascomycota; Saccharomycetes; Saccharomycetales; Saccharomycetaceae. Gene Ontology annotation, cellular component: nucleus. Gene Ontology annotation, molecular function: protein serine/threonine kinase activity; ATP binding.